This is a messenger RNA of Linum trigynum, 795 nucleotides long. Lineage: Eukaryota; Viridiplantae; Streptophyta; Magnoliopsida; Malpighiales; Linaceae. The record is from the annotation of a GenBank genome assembly.
ACCGCCCCCACCAGAGAAUCCGUAGUCGGAGAAACAAUCACCACCAGCCCCAAAUGCUUCUCUAUAUGCGAACGGGUCUCCGUAGCCAACUCCUCGCGUCGGAUCUCCAAUGCGAACUAGUAGAUCUACUGAUGCUAGAGCUCGAUUCCCAAGGACUUAAAUUGCAAUCGAAUUGCCAAUAUUCACUAUCAUGCUUUUAUUAUUCCUUCUCCCGUCCCAAUUCUUUCCUGACACAACAGCGGCGAAAAACUCAUGAAGGAAUCAGCUCAGUCACCAAGGAAAUCGAGACGGAAGGGACUGGAUAAAUUUGACUGGCAAAUUCUGGCGCUCCUUCUCUCCAUAUUAGCGAAACUUGCUCCUCUGCUACUCUACCUCGACUCCUUUCUCACCAGCUCUUCUUUUCCUACUCCUCCGUCGCUCUUUUGCAUCCUCGUAGAGUUUCAUGACAAUGGCGACAUUAGAAGAGAUUGUCGGAGUUGGCAACCUUGACUACUCGGUUGCUGGUGACUCGUGGCCCCCUCCCCUAGCUCUAAAGAAAACUUCCCCGGUAGCGAGAUCUGGAUGUCGUCCACAGAUCGAUGACCUUUUUCAGCUUCGGACCACCACCACAACUACCACCACUCUUCUCCGAUGGGUCGUUGAAGAAAGCAUUUUCUUGUUCGUUGGGCUAAGGGGAAAGAGCUCGUGGAUGUGGCGACGAAUGAUUGGCAGCGGCGAGAAGAAGAAGAGGAAGGGGAAGCCUAAGCGGUGAAAUGGAUUGUAGGGGUUUUCACUUAAUUAAAACAAAGAUGUUAA